AAAGCUCACCUUCUCUCUCUGUUACGUUUACUCAACUCAAGUCUUUAGUCUCCUUAACUCUCAAGCCUCUUCCUCUCCGCGUGGAAAAACGUUUCAAGCGGCUCCAACGGUUCAAUUUCCGAUUUGUGCUUUUCUUUCUGAUCUGUUCUAGAGAACUGCUUCUGGUUUCAUCAAUGAGCUUCCUUGGUCUGUGAGCCAUAUCCUAACAACUAAACUAGCUCUCUUACUAUGGAGGAGAGGAAACUGAACUUCAACGUACCUCUUCUUUCAACAAGGCGGAUGCAGAAGACAGCAGCGGUCUCUGUGCGUAGAAACAAGAGUAAUAACUUUCUUGAUUAUGAUUCUAAGACAAGUGAAUGUCCUCCUGUUCCAGAUGAUGAGGUUACUGAACCUGCCUCUGUUCCUUUCACUUGGGAGCAAACUCCUGGGAGAUUAAAGGGCAAUGGUUUCAGACCCCAAGUCUGUGUUUUGACGCAAGAAAAAGAACAAGUCUUUGCACCAUGUCUUCCACCGGGUAAAGCCGUUGAUGGAAACAUGACAAGAUUGCAGAGUUCAAAAGGUAAACAAGUUGAAGAAUCAGAGGAUGAUGAAGAUGAUGUGUUUUCUGAUGCUCUUGAUACACUCUCUCCAAAGGACUCGUUUUCUUUUAACAAUAGUAUUAGUGGUGUGAGUGAAUAUGGUGGUGUUGAGACCAAGAAACCACUGGAUGCUCAAUCUCGGGAUUUCAUGAUGAGUCGUUUUUUACCGGCUGCCAAAGCUAUGACUGUGGAGCAGCCUCACUAUGCUUCGAGUCGAAAACCAUCCACUUUUAUGCCUGAACCAAUGAUACAGAUGAGAGAGUUAGUACCGGGGGAUAAGCAGCAAACUCCUAAUAGGUAUGAUGAGUCUUAUUACUACCAUCAAGACAUUGAUGAUGAAGAAGGCGGGGCGGAUGAUAAAGAUGAUGAUGUUUCUGAGUAUGCCUAUCUUUCAAAGAAAGGUUGUGGGAUGUUGCCACAAUUGUGCUUUAAAGACUCUCUUGGCAUGCUUAAUACUGUGUCUGGUUUUAAAGCCAAACACAACUCUCCAAUAACAUCCCCAAGUCAUGAUCAAGUGAAGUCAAGCAAGGUUGCUCAACUCAAAUAUCGAUUCCAAUCUGUAAAAAAGCUGGCCCUUGAUUCAGUUUCUAAGCACAAGUUGGGUGGUAAAGUUCAGUCACCAGUUCAUCCAAGCAUUGGGAAGAAGUUCAACUCUGAAUCAACCCUGAUUUCUGCUGCAAAUAGGUCUUCAUCUCCUUACAGACACACUCGCUGUAUGUCACCAUUUUGCAGUACAGGUAACAGUUCUCCUUUUCACCCUGCGGGUUUCCCUGAGACUCGUAAGGAAACGGAGAACCUGAGAGCUAACAGGUUGAGCAAGCAUACUAGAAACAUAAGCAGGACAUCUCAGGAGUUACUCUACCCAAAAAGCAAUGGUUCAACUAGCUCUCGCUUGGAGAAGACAGUAUAUGUCGACACCGAGAAUUUUCCAAUGAGCACUGAUCAGCAUAACUCAAACGUCAUCGUCUUUCCAGAGGAAGCAGACAUGGCAAGGAAACCAGAUGCCAAUCCUGACCUUGAAGCUUUUGAAAAUAUAAGUAUUAGAAGUGGUGAAAUGGUGAAGGGAAAUGAGUUAGUAGAGAUAAGUAGUGGUCUUGAUCAGUCUCUUCUUGCACCACCGUCGCCCAAAAGGCCUUCUGAAUCUUGGCUUUGUCAUAAUCUGCCUUCAGUAACUUCGCAGAUCCCUUCACGUAGAUAUCAUCCACUCAACCCCCAAAAGCAGGAUCUUACAGAAAACUACAGAAAUGUUACCAAGUGGGAAACUAUUGUUAAGACUUCCUACAUGCACAGAGAUCAUAUCCGAUAUUCCGAAGAACUGGUUGCUCAUACGUCUCAUCAGUCCAAAACUUGAGAGCUUGAAGCUUCUCGAGUUCUGACUUCCCCGGGAUCAUCAGGUUUAUACAUAUGUUUCAGCUCGAUUAGCAGUAGUCCGAUAUAGUCAUUUCAUUCACCGGUGUGACUGUUUUAUGAACCUUAUAAAAUCUAUACCCACAA
Molecule: messenger RNA, 2072 nt
Organism: Arabidopsis arenosa
Lineage: Eukaryota; Viridiplantae; Streptophyta; Magnoliopsida; Brassicales; Brassicaceae
Source: the annotation of a GenBank genome assembly